AUGGCAUCAAGUAUUGCACAGCACCCCGUGAAAUCAGCGGCUUCGACCCUUGUCAAUGGCAGCGAUGAUCCAAGAGCGGCUCAAAAAUCAACCUUCUUCCAGGGUUUGAAUGAAGGUCCCGGCGAGCAUGCUGCCAAAAUCUCGGGCCUUGUUUCUGGCGGAAAGCGACAGGACGUGAGCUUCUCCAUUGAUUCGCAAGUUCGAGCGCAAAUGCUGAUACUAUCGCAGGAUGCGCCUUACUUCACAAACAACGAGGGAAUCCCGUGGCCUGAUCCAUCCCACAGCAAGAAUGUUGGUGGCAUACCACUGAUCAGCGACCCUUUCCUCCUGCAAAAGCAGCAGACCUUCAAUCGGUCCAAAAAUCUUGAGCGCAUGGUACAUCCCUGUGGCAGUGGAGCCUUUGGUCACUUUGAGGUCACCGAAGAUGUCUCAAAAUUUACUAAGCUCCGUGGGCAAGAAUACCCCCUUUUCUUGCGAUUCAGUACUGUCACUCUCGGUCGUGAAUUUCCUGACUCAGCGCGCAACCCCCGGGGAUUUGCUAUCAAGCUUUAUACCGGAGAAGGCAAUUAUGACAUCGUCGGGCUGAAUUGGCCCAUCUUUUUCUGCCGUGAUCCUAUUCAAGGGCCAGAUGUCAUCCGCUCUCAGCAUCGCAACCCCCAAAACUUCUUGAUCGACAAUGACUCCUUGUUCGAUCUUUUGGGUUGCACUCCAGAGGCCAAUCAUGCGGGACUGAUGUUCUUCAGCAAUCAUGGCACGCCGGUAGGAUGGCGGUAUGAGCAUGGCUACGGAUGCCAUACCUUCAAAUGGGUGAACAAGGAUGGCAAAUUUGUCUACAUCAAAUAUCACUUCGUUGCCGAUCACGGACAAAGACAAUUCACUGUGGCCGAAGCCACCCAGAUGUGCGGCGAAAAUCCCGACUACGCAAAGCAAGAUCUCUUUGAAGCGAUCGAAAACGAAGAAUACCCUACCUGGACUGCCAAAGUGCAAAUCAUGGAACCCAACGAGGCCGAUUUCGACAAACUUGGGUUCGACCCCUUCGAUAUUACCAAGGUUUGGCCACGCGAUAAAUUCCCUAUGCAUACAUUCGGUAAACUCACGCUCAAUAAAAACCCUGAGAAUUACCACCGCGACGUCGAACAAGCCGCCUUCUCGCCUGGCUCCAUGGUCCCGGGCAUCGAAGACUCUCCGGACCCUUUGCUCCAAUUCCGCAUGUUCUUCUAUCGCGAUGCCCAAUACCACCGUAUUGGCACCAACCUGCACCAGAUCCCCGUCAAUUGCCCUUUCAUGUCUCAAUCUAUGGCAUCGCUGAGUUUUGACGGGCAGCUUCGGAGUGACGGAAACCAUUCGGGUAAUGCACAGUACGUGCCCAACAGCUUCGCCCACAAAUUCCGCCCAGACGUCGCCGAAACGCCUUAUACACUGAGCGACAACGUUGUCAGCAGAAAAAGCCACUUUGCCCACGAAGGAAAGGACAGCGACUAUGACCAAGCGAGAGAGCUCUGGUCGCGCGUCAUGGACGACAAAAACCGUAAGGACACUAUCACCAAUACUGUCCUCUGCCUGAAGAACGUGCGACAUCCGAUCAUCGUGCAGAAGUUCUUGAGCCAAGCGUACAAAAUUGGAGAAGGUUGGGCCAAGGGCGUCUUUGACGGGCUGCCUGAUAAGACGAAGAAGGGUCUUGAGUGGAAAGAUGUAAUUGAGGGGGCAAAAGGCGCGGAAUUGGCGUAUAAGGAGAAAAAACUCCAGCCUCAGGAAGGCGAUAGAUUGGUUGGGUUUGACCCGCAGAAUCCAGUUUACCAGCUGUUGCAGAAGUAG
Molecule: messenger RNA, 1815 nt
Organism: Bacidia gigantensis
Lineage: Eukaryota; Fungi; Ascomycota; Lecanoromycetes; Lecanorales; Ramalinaceae
Exons: 6
Coding region: 1-1815 (604 amino acids)
Biological process (GO): response to hydrogen peroxide; hydrogen peroxide catabolic process
Cellular component (GO): mitochondrion; peroxisome; cytoplasm
Molecular function (GO): catalase activity; heme binding
Source: RefSeq, a predicted model, not a curated record